UUAUUUUCAUUCUUUCGUCGUUGUCAACUCAUUCUCGGCGAUGCUUCGUCCCGAUUGAUUUGAUUCCGACUGAUGGAUUGAUCGGGUCCGUCCAUGUCUGGUUCAGUCGGCUCCGCCGUCGCAUUUCUCUCCCGCAACCUCACCUUGAGCUUCCUCCUCCCUCCUCCUUCAAGAGCUUCUGUAAGUAUCGCAAUCGGAAGAUUUCGUCGUCGAAUCGACUUGACUGCCAAAUUUCGACGAGCAAUGUUGUUAGAGAGAGAUUGUUUGACCCGUCAGGCAUGAUAGCUAUGUUAGAAGAAGAGAUCCUGAUCCAUCUUCUGGAGCUGAAGCUGGAAUUCUAGGCGAUACGGUUGAACGAGAGUUCUGCUGGGAGGGAAGGGGAAAUGGCGUCCCGAGCGAGCACCAGCGGGAGAACGCGUGUGGGGAAGUACGAGCUCGGGAGGACGCUCGGAGAAGGAACGUUUGCGAAGGUGAAGUUAGCAAGGAACGCCGAAACCGGAGAGAGCGUUGCCAUCAAGAUCCUCGAGAAGGAUAAGAUUCUCAAGCAUAAAAUGAUCGCUCAGAUAAAACGUGAGAUUUCGACAAUGAAGUUGAUUAGACAUCCAAAUGUCAUCCGCAUGUAUGAGGUUAGACAGCAGAGCAUCUGGUUUUUUCUCCAAAGCAAUGUGAUGGCUAGUAAGACGAAGAUAUAUAUCGUUUUGGAGCUUGUCACGGGCGGUGAGCUUUUUGACAAAAUUGCAAGUAAAGGGAGGUUAAAAGAAGAUGAAGCUAGAAAGUAUUUCCAACAGCUUAUCAAUGCUGUUGAUUACUGCCACAGCAGAGGGGCUUUCCAUAGAGACCUUAAGCCAGAGAAUUUAUUGCUCGAUGCGAAUGGAGUCCUGAAAGUCUCGGAUUUUGGAUUGAGUGCCCUAGCUCAGCAAGUUCGGGAAGAUGGAUUGCUCCAUACAACUUGCGGGACACCAAAUUAUGUUGCUCCUGAGGUGAUUAAUGACAAAGGGUAUGAUGGAGCAAAGGCAGAUUUAUGGUCAUGUGGGGUAAUCCUUUUUGUCCUAAUGGCUGGUUACUUGCCAUUUGAAGAAGCCAACCUCAUGGCACUAUACAAAAAGAUUUUUAGAGCGGACUUCUCAUGUCCUCCAUGGUUCUCCUCCAGCUUAAGGAAGCUCAUCAAAAAAAUUUUGGAGCCUAAUCCCGUCAAACGUGUUUCAAUAGCAGAGGUCAUUGAGGAUGAGUGGUUUAAAAAAGGGUAUAAGCCUCCAAGUUUUCAACCAUCUGACAUCAGUCUCGAUGAUGUUGAUGCCAUAUUUACUGAGUCAGGGGAACCUCAAAACCUUGUGAUGGAAAGGCAGGAAUACGGUUCUAUUACUCCCGUGACUAUGAAUGCUUUUGAGCUGAUCUCUAAAUCCCAGGGACUUAACCUCAAUACACUUUUUGAAAAACAAAUGGGAAUUAUCAAAAGAGAAACGAGGUUCACUUCUAAAUGCUCAGUUGAUCAGAUACUUGCAAAGAUCGAGGAAGCUGCUACGCCAAUGGGUUUUGAUGUCAAGAAAAAUAAUUUCAAGAUAAAGCUGCUGGCAGAGACAAAUGGAAGGAAGGGUCAUUUAGCUGUUGCGACAGAGAUUUUUGAGAUGGCACCUUCACUUUACAUGGUCGAGGUUCGCAAGUCGGGAGGAGAUACCUUGGAGUUUCACAAGUUCUACAAGAUGCUCUCGGCAGGGCUGAAGGAUAUUGUUUGGAAAGCAGAAACAAUAGCUGAAGAAAGUGAUGGUUAGUCUCCACCAUUUAUAUGCGCUUUGAAUGAACUUCCGAAUACUUGCGCUAUGUAUAUUGACCCAUAUUAUUUCUGUGGAAGAUAUUCAAGAAUAUGAACGAUGAUUGGAUGUGAAUAAUUGUACCCGAAUAGUGUUAUACUUGUCAUUCUUUGUUAUAUAAACAGCCAUUUCGAAUAAA
Molecule: messenger RNA, 1947 nt
Organism: Punica granatum (pomegranate)
Lineage: Eukaryota; Viridiplantae; Streptophyta; Magnoliopsida; Myrtales; Lythraceae
Source: RefSeq, a predicted model, not a curated record